Messenger RNA from Entrophospora sp. SA101, 1998 nucleotides. NCBI's taxonomy places the organism in Eukaryota, Fungi, Glomeromycota, Glomeromycetes, Entrophosporales, Entrophosporaceae. The record is from the annotation of a GenBank genome assembly.
AUGUAUUUAUACAUUUCCAUAAUAAAACAACUUUUUUUUAUUUUAUUAAUCUGCAUACAUGUUGUCGAGGUUAUACCAUUGGGUACAGAUGAAGAGGAUCUUAAUAAUUCAAUGGUCAUAAAUCUACUGCAAGAAUGUUUUUCAGACCACAUGUUUAAUUACGACAAAUAUUUAAGUAUAAGUUCUGAUCAGUUGAAUUCUAUAAAGCAUGAUGAUUCAAUGCCAAUAGAGGAAAAAAAAGAAAAGAUAGAUAUUAUUAGUAAUGAAUUGAAUCACAUCGAAUCGCUAGAGAAUCUUACAUUUGGAUUAUUGGAAUAUUUUUUUAAACUCGUUGAAGAAUAUCAGAAUGGUGAUGUAAAGUCACGGUCUAAUUUUAAAAAAGAAACACUGAAAUUAAUUUCAACUUUUCACAAUUCUGCAUUAAAAAUGAAUGAUACAGAGUUUUUCCAACAUUUAUUAAAUCAAUAUCAUCCAAACGGAAACAUAAGGCAUGAAAAAUUAAUCAAUAAUCAUCAAAAAAUUAAUGAAGUGAAAAAAGACAAUUUAGCUUUAGAUUUGGUUGAUGACAUGUUAAAAGAAGUCAGUGAUUCUGCCGAUCAUCUUGAAGAAAAUAUGAAUAAUAAUAAAUUUGCUGAUAAUCCAAAGAUGCACGGAUCUCUUGAAACUGUUGUUAGAUUGGAGGAAGAUGAAGGCGAUUUUUUUUCAAUGAAUGAACAGGAAGGUGAUUCAAUUGAUGAUGACGAAAUACAUAGCCAUCAUAGAUUAGUUGGAUUAGUUGAUCGUGAUAAUAAUGAAUACGUUCUUACUAGGCCUCAUGACUUAACUGUCUUUUACGAAGAUGCACAACUUUUACGAGAUAUAAUUGUUACAAUAGUUUCAUCUUUUGUAUUUGGCUCAAUUUCAAAUAGUAUUGGAUUACCAGCGUUUUUGGGCUAUAUUAUCGCUGGGUGUUUACUUGGGCCUGCAGGAUACAACGUAAUUCAGGAAUUAAUUCAAACAGAAACAUUAUCACAAUUAGGAGUUGUCUUUAUUGUGUUUAUGUUGGGACUUGGAUUUUCAUUUGAAAAACUUAAAUCUUCAUGGAAAUUUGCACUUGGUAGCGCAUCAUUGAUAUUCAUUUCAACACUUAGCUUUUUUAUUUUUUCUGGUUUCAUCAUUGGCGCAAGUAUCAAUCAAGCUAUUUUUAUUGGUGCAUGUGUAUCACUCUCUAGUACAACUGUUGUUGAACGUUUGAAAUGUCAAGAGCUUGAACCAUUGUAUGCUUUACCAGCACUUUCUAAAUCUGGAAUUGAUGUGAUUUUAGCUAUUGGUCAUUUACUUUUAUCUUUAAUGGUGUUUUUUGGGUUAAGUUAUAUAAUCACAAAACUUCCAGUUGCUUGGAUUCUUAGAACGACCAAAAAAAGCAAUAAUCACGAACUCUUCCUUCUUGGCUCAAUAUCAUUAUGUUUAUUGAUGUCACAGUUUUCACUUUUACUUGGUCUUGGUGUUGAAAUCGGUUGUUUUGUUGCAGGAGUGUUUAUACAUAAUUGUAGAUAUAUUAUUGAUUCUUCAAUUGGCGUGGUUGAACCAGUUAAAGAUUUGUUUUCAUGUUUAUUUUUUGCCAGCAUAGGACUUCACAUUUAUCCCAGUUUUUUGAUUAAUGAAGCACCAUUAUUGCUUAUACUUACUGCGGGAGCUGUAGGAUUUAAAUUUAUUAAUAGUAGCCUUGCAUUAGCGAUAUUAGGUCAUCCAAUUCAACGUGCUUCAACAAUGGCAGUUGGUUUGGCUCAAAUUAGUGAAUUUGCAUUUGUGCUUGGAAGUCGUGCAAAAGGAUAUGGAAUCAUAUCGAGAGAAGCAUACUAUCUUCUAUUAACAACUACUUCUUUAACACUUGUGGUGACACCAAUAUUAUGGAAUAUAUUAUUCAAUAAAAAAAAAGAUUUUAAUAGUAGUAUUGGUGGUGGCAAUACAGGUGGGGUGAUACCAUUUUCAAUAAACAAUCCUGGAAAGGUUGAAUAA